CCGGGCCCUUGACGAGGGACCAGGCAGAGCGGAAGUCACUCCGUGAGGCAGUGGCGACAGCGGCGGCGAGAGGAUGAACAACAAGUUCGACGCCUUAAAAGAUGAUGACAGUGGAGACCAUGAUCAGAAUGAAGAAAACAGCACACAGAAAGAUGGUGAGAAGGAAAAAACAGAACGAGACAAGAACCAGAGCAGCGGCAAGAGGAAGGCUGUUGUCCCUGGACCAGCAGAACAUCCCCUGCAGUAUAACUACACCUUCUGGUACUCUAGGAGAACCCCCGGCCGUCCCACCAGCUCACAGAGCUAUGAGCAGAACAUCAAGCAGAUUGGUACCUUUGCCUCGGUGGAGCAGUUCUGGAAGUUUUACAGCCACAUGGUACGUCCUGGGGACCUGACAGGCCACAGUGACUUUCAUCUCUUCAAAGAAGGAAUUAAACCUAUGUGGGAGGAUGAUGCAAAUAAAAAUGGUGGCAAGUGGAUUAUUCGACUUCGGAAGGGCUUAGCAUCUCGCUGCUGGGAAAAUCUAAUCCUGGCCAUGUUGGGGGAGCAAUUCAUGGUUGGGGAGGAGAUCUGCGGGGCUGUGGUCUCUGUCCGCUUUCAGGAGGACAUUAUUUCUAUAUGGAAUAAGACCGCCAGCGACCAAGCAACCACAGCCCGAAUCCGGGAUACUCUUCGGCGCGUGCUUAACCUACCUCCCAACACCAUUAUGGAAUACAAAACUCACACCGACAGCAUCAAGGCCUGGGAGGAGUUUCAUGGCCUGGUGAACAGCAGCGGCCGCUGAUCGGACGCUCCCCCUCUGUCUCUCACACUCAGGGGACAAUUCAAGCUUUCGAAAUACAAAAAUCACAUUGUGAAAGUGCACACGCUGGCAAUAAUCCUUUUCUGUUUGUGUGUUUGUCUGAAAUGGAUGCGAGGCUCAGGCAGUCCUUCUGUCUGCUCACUGAAGGGCUCUACCUGAGUCUUGUCUCCCCUUCUGCACUCAUUCCUGGAAGACGGACUCUGCUAGACACCUUCCAGCAUUGCUGACUUUAUAAAACAGGAAACAAUGGGGAAAAUUUGACUUUGUAAUAGACAAACACUUUUUUAAUGGGGUUCUGUGCAGGAGUGCAGCUAUUUUCUUGCUGUGUGCUAUCCAGAUGCCUCUUGGCAUCCUGCUGUACAAAGGACUUGAUUACCGACCACAUGUAUGUGCCCUGUGCUGAGUCCGAGCUGAGCGUUAUCAGUAUUAUGAAUGCUUGCACAUCCAGGAACCGAAUGCCUCUUCCAGCUCUGCUGUUAAGUUAUUGUGUGUUCCUCUCCCCCAAGCCCACCACUCUGAACGUGUGUUAGGAUGUGACAACAGCCUAGGGUUCUGUGUUCUUUGCGCCUUACACCUCCAGUUCCCUUCAGUGGGACUCAUCCUUCUUAGGCACUGCAGCACUUAAACCGUGAUCCUGGGCAGCUCUGGUUUUGCUGGUAUCUGCCCUGCAAGAGAAGCUGGAGAAGAAUGCAGUUCAGUCAAAAGCUAGAUUAAAGUGUAGAUCCCCGUGUGGGGUUGGAGCUGAGGGCAGUGACUAAUCCCAGCCUCCCGUACGAGCGGGACUUGUGUGCUGAGCGUGGUCUGUAGGGCUUGCAUGUCCCUCGUGGAGGAGAAAGUGACAGCUGGUUGGUGCCACAUUACACUCUGUGUAGAU
Molecule: messenger RNA, 1676 nt
Organism: Microtus ochrogaster (prairie vole)
Lineage: Eukaryota; Metazoa; Chordata; Mammalia; Rodentia; Cricetidae
Gene: Eif4e2
Product: eukaryotic translation initiation factor 4E family member 2
Biological process (GO): translational initiation
Cellular component (GO): eukaryotic translation initiation factor 4F complex; cytoplasm
Molecular function (GO): RNA 7-methylguanosine cap binding; translation initiation factor activity
Source: RefSeq, a predicted model, not a curated record